UUUGCGUAAUACGAAUUCUAAACAAUAACAAAACACAACACUUCUCCAUGCUAUCCGGGCUUCGCGGGAGAUGGUGCGGCUUGAUGUGCAAACCACAAUUUCCAGUGAUAACAAUGGCAACAAACCAAACCCCUAUUGAGAAUGCUAUCCGUACGGGACUGACCAAAGAACUAUCGCCCGUGCAUUUGGACGUCGUCAAUGAAUCCUACAUGCAUAACGUUCCGAAGGGUUCCGAAACACACUUUAAAGUUCUAGUGGUUUCCCAACAUUUUGAGGGUCUUCCACUGAUCAAGCGUCAUCGCUUGGUGAAUGAGAUAGUGAAAAACCAGCUUGAAGGAGAGUUUGUUCAUGCGCUAUCGAUAGUGGCCAAAACGCCUCUUCAGUGGGAUGAAGCAUACAAACUUGAACCUAGCCCUAAUUGUAAAGGAGGAUUUGGGAAAUAAAUCAACCAGCAUUCGAACGUAAAUCUACAGAAAUCUCGCAAGGAUACCAGACACACAGAACAUUCGAAGACAAUGUUACAAACUCGCUGUUUGUAGCAUUUCAAUCUUUAUCUUUUCUUUUUUGCUCGUGCCAACAUCUCUAGACGCUAUACGUAUCGAGUCGAAGCUUUCCAUCGUUUUCCGUAAAAUACAUCAUGUCCGCCAUCGUUUGCUCGCAUACCAUUUCUUCCACGCGCUCGUGCAUCUGUAAUGAAGUUACUUUUAAAACAAUUCACCUUCGAAUGUUACAUUUAAUCUCGAAUGUUACCGCUUGUGCGUUGAACUCCUUCAGCA
Molecule: messenger RNA, 776 nt
Organism: Anopheles moucheti
Lineage: Eukaryota; Metazoa; Arthropoda; Insecta; Diptera; Culicidae
Product: bolA-like protein DDB_G0274169
Exons: 2
Coding region: 48-443 (131 amino acids)
Cellular component (GO): mitochondrion
Source: RefSeq, a predicted model, not a curated record